This is a messenger RNA of Penaeus monodon (black tiger shrimp), 1036 nucleotides long. RefSeq names its product NFU1 iron-sulfur cluster scaffold homolog, mitochondrial-like. The transcript is spliced from 8 exons. Bases 162 to 947 code for a protein of 261 amino acids. The record is from RefSeq and is a predicted model, not a curated record. Lineage: Eukaryota; Metazoa; Arthropoda; Malacostraca; Decapoda; Penaeidae. Gene Ontology annotation, cellular component: mitochondrion. Gene Ontology annotation, biological process: iron-sulfur cluster assembly. Gene Ontology annotation, molecular function: iron ion binding; iron-sulfur cluster binding.
GGAAUGUGGUCAUGCUGGAAAUCCUUCCACCUAGCCAGCUCCACCAUUCCAAGGGGAAGCCUACAUCCCAUGGGCCUGCAAGUCAUUGCCAAUAUGUUUGUAUCUAAAAGAAACACCAAACAAAGGAUUUACUACUACCAGAAAGAAACAAGCUCCCUCUGAUGAGGGGGAGGCCAAGUACUGCAGCAUUGCACACAAGAUCACAAAGACAGCCCAGCAUUGCCUUAACAUCACUGAACAAUGGCAGUGGAUACCAGGGUUUCUUGCAACCAGCACGCUACCCCCUACAACUUGCCUUAAGGUCCAUGUUCAUUAAAGUACAGGAUACACCAAACCCAAACUCCCUCAAGUUCAUACCAGGAGUUCAGGUCCUUGAGUCUGGCACAGCUGACUUCCCCAGUGUGAGUGCAGCACAGAAGUCUCCAUUGGCCAAGCUGCUGUUCAGGAUCGAAGGUGUUCAAGGGGUGUUCCUCUCAACUGAUUUCAUCACCAUCACAAAGUAUGAUGAAGAGUCUGAGUGGAGGACAAUCAAGCCAGAAGCAUUUGCUGUCAUUAUGGACUUUUUUGCCUCUGGACUUCCUAUCAUUCAUGAAGGUGAAAGGAGUGAGAGUGAACAUGCCGGUGGUGAAGAGGAAGACGACGAGACCAUAGCCAUGAUCAAGGAGCUCUUGGACACACGCAUUCGGCCUACAGUCCAGGAGGAUGGGGGAGACAUCCUUUACAGGGGUUUCAGUGAUGGCAUCGUUUACCUUAAGAUGAUGGGCUCGUGUACAUCCUGCCCCUCUUCUGUUGUCACUCUGAAAAAUGGAGUUCAAAAUAUGUUGCAGUUUUAUAUACCUGAGGUGAUUGAAGUCAUGGAAGUGAAAGACGAAGAGGACCAUCUGGUGGAGAGCGAGUUCAAGAAGCUUGAAGAUCAGCUCAGUUCAGAGUCUGCCAAAAAAGACUGAUUUUUUUCCCCCAUUGAUGCAUUGUAGCUUGAAUUGUGAUAAAAAAUUGUAGUUGAUAUACUUUGUAUUAUAUGGAUUGUACAAUACUA